CUAUUUUCGUUCUCCAAUUUUCAAUAACACGAUUUCAAUUUUCCUUCCUUCUAUUAAUCGACCACACUAUCUCCGUUUGGAAAGUUAGCAGGAUGAUUCUCGAUGUCGAUUACAAACGUAUUCGACUGCGUUGGAAGAUGUGUCAAGCGACGUUUACGACUGGAGGAGGAACUUUUCACCUUAAUUGCCGGGCGAAAAGCAGGAAACGUUCUCGAAGUUGAAAAGGGUUCGUUGGUACAUCAAAAGCACUUGUUCAGCAAGGUCGAAUGGAUUUCAUUGUGGACCGUGUGCAGCCCUCGAGAGCUUUUGACGUUCGAAUUUACCGCCACGAACGCGUCCAGAAAUAUUCGUUUACACGCCGAAAGACCUGAAUCACAAAAAAUAUCGAGAAACCAGAGAUUGUUGAUUUGAAAAUUGAAUUGAGAACAACAA
Molecule: messenger RNA, 432 nt
Organism: Apis florea (little honeybee)
Lineage: Eukaryota; Metazoa; Arthropoda; Insecta; Hymenoptera; Apidae
Source: RefSeq, a predicted model, not a curated record